Molecule: messenger RNA, 483 nt
Organism: Aegilops tauschii subsp. strangulata
Lineage: Eukaryota; Viridiplantae; Streptophyta; Magnoliopsida; Poales; Poaceae
Source: RefSeq, a predicted model, not a curated record
AUGGACGACGCUUCAGCAACAGCAGCCGGGGGUGGCGGCGGGGCUUCGACAGGAGUCGAGGACACCGUACCAGCGUCGGCAGGAGUUGGGGACGACUUGCCCACAAUAGAAGUCGGGACUGACAGCGUGGUGCUACUAGGAGCAGAGUCAGCGGAGGCAGGGGAUCCAAGCCCUCCAACCACCAGGCCAGGAGCACGAUCUGGAGCAGCACGUGCCGCGUCCAGGGCAGAAAACGCGACGACACCGGUUGGAGGAUUCCGGGGGCGAGGCAGGGAGCGCAUGCCCGACUGCGCCGUCGGAGGUGCUGCCACAUCUGACCUCGGCGGGAGUCUAGCACGGGACAGACGGCCGCCAGCUGCCGGGGCGGCCAUGCGGGAGGCAAGAGCAGCCGCGGCCAGUGCGGCGGCAGCAGCUGAGGCUUCCUACGGAGUCGGAGAUGACGAUGCGGACGCGAGGGCCUUGAGCAGCGCCUCGAGAGCCUGA